This is a messenger RNA of Phytomonas sp. Hart1, 1553 nucleotides long. Lineage: Eukaryota; Euglenozoa; Kinetoplastea; Trypanosomatida; Trypanosomatidae. The record is from the annotation of a GenBank genome assembly.
AUGAAGCGGCGUGUUCUACGAGCACAUGCUAACAAGCGCCAACUCCGGUUAAUUUUUACAACAAAUCAUCUCUCUAAUAUAAAUUCGUUUCAAGUUCUAUGUGAUGCUUCUUUUUUGAGGGCUGUUAUCCAUUCGUAUUGGAGCAGUCAGAAUGGCGGGGAUGUAAGUAAUUUCCGGUUUGAAGGGGUUCUGGGAUCUAUGGCAUUUAUGCGGGAUGCAGUUGUAAAUGCUUUUAAUGUUAUUGACCAUAAACACUUGCCUUCCUCUCAGCCUCAAAAGGAAGUUAAUAAGAAGAGUGUUCGCACUGAAGGCAGAAAAAAAAUUAGUGAUCAAUCUUCUUCAGGCAUAACUGUUAAUUUCUAUUACCUACCAGAGACCGAGCUUGCGCUGCGGCGCAUGAUGUCCAAUAGUAACAACAGAGAUAACGUUAAAGCGACUAUCAAUACACUUGAAAAUGUAAAGGGAUCUUUGUCGGUGUCGUCACGACCCAAGAAACAUGAGAAACAGCAAGGCCAUUUGUUUAAGCCCCGAAGCAAUAGUAAGACACCCCCAAAUCCCAACAAAGCAAUUAAUGAUCUCUUUUUGGGAAUGACCAAGCUAACCCCUGUCCACAGGGGCAUUGAGAACGAUGGCGACACCUCGAGACCGAUUCCGGCCUCAUUCAAAGGCCGUCCCAAUGCGUCUAAACAUGUAUCAGGAGAAGUCAAGGCAAUUGAGGCAUUUGCAUGGCAACAGGGUUCUCCGGGCUGUAACAGCGGUUCCCUCGGUCGGCACUCAUCGGGGCCGUCACCCAACCACUUUUUCUUCAUCGCGUCACAGAGCCACGAUGUGCGUCGUGUUCUCUCAGCACAGGCAGGACUGCUGCGCUGGGCACAACAUCCCGAUUGUGUGUGGAUAGAGCUCAAGUCCGCUAGCUAUUCGUACCCCGAUCCGCCCGUGGGAUCGGUUACGCAGGGUGACGUCGUGGGUCGGGCCGGGGCCCCUGCGAAGCUCGGUGGGGCCGAUACGCAUCGUCUGUCCGCUGCUGACGUCGCCUUUAUGAAGCACUUGGGUGUCCUUCAAAGCGGAGCAGGGCGUGAACAGCGGCCUCCACAGACAAUCUUGGGGGCACACCGCAACCCAACCGAUGCAGGUUCUACUAUAGACAAAUCAGAGGUGGUUUGUAAAGAGGACUUGCGCGCGGGAGCGUCUUCCCUAUCUUGCGACAAUGGUCACACUCCAACUGUUGGGAAUCGGAAGCGUAAACGUCAACAUAACCCUAAUCCACUUUCGAUGAAGAAAAAGCAGAAGCGUGAGUCUUUUCGCAUUGGGUGAAGUAAAAUUUGAACCAUACGUCUUACCUAAGCGAAGGGUGGUGGGCCGUGAAAUGACUCGCAUUUGGGUAUUUGUGAGGAGCAGUUUAGAGGGGUCAAAUAAAAAAAUCCAAAAUGCAUGGCACAGUUGGACUGAUUCACGCACCAACUUUAACCAUAAAUGGUAUAGUGAAUUCUAGAACGGUGAUUUGUGUUGCUUUGCAUCAUAUUUAGCCCAUCUAUAUCGCUCCUUGUGUUUUU